AUGGACAACUCAUACUACUCUUCGCAGACAACCGCCCUCAGCGCCAUAAUCCGAAACCCACCCCACGCACCACAAACUCUUACUUAUCCACAAAGGCCCAACGUUGGCAACGUCAACGAUAACUGGGUCUUUGCGCAAUUUGAAGGCAAUGAUGACGCCGAACAUUUACGGACAAAACUCAGGUCUAUCCUCGACCAGCAAUGGUGGCUGCUUAAUCUUGCUCCACCGGGGAAUGAUCUCGACGAUGCUCCGACUAACACGCAUUGUGCUGGUCAUCUGUGGGGCUCGACAUUCUUCCCAACCGACUAUUUGACCACGGGCGAUCGGAUGUCCUUUGUAUUGCAGAGCCCUCAGGACAACAUGACACGUGCAGAAUUCGUCAAACUACCACUUGAAAUUGUUGUCCAUAUCUUGGAGCAGCUGCGGGCCCGUGACAUUCUCGCUGUCGGAGCGACAUGUCGACGACUCAAAUUCUUCAUCGACCAGUCCAGCGUGCUUCAGCUCAUCACAGAGCUCGCGGUGCAAGGCCUGAGGCUCCGAACAUAUCCUCCGGCUACUCAGCCUUGUGGUCUGAAGACAAUGUCACCAGCAGAGCGACUCGACGCCCUUCGACGCGCUAUCCAACGUUCUACGCAGGCGACGGAUGAUCUCGCGUACAAGUUUGACUGUCAGGGCGUAAGCUACGCUACCCAAGCUGGUCUCCUCUGCUACACGACGCGUCUGAAUGGACACGUCUCCGGGAUCGUCAUCCAAAGUCUGUGGGAAGCAAGCAGUGAACCGUGGAGACGUUUUGAUGACCUUGGCGUGAUCAUCGAUGCGUUUGCGUUUGACGUGUACGAGGAUCUACUCGUUCUCAUAUCGUCACCCCUCACCGCAGGGGACAACGCCAAGAUUCAUCUUCGGUCCUUGAGGACAGGCUUGGAUCAUCCACGCGCGUCCAGUGCCACUCUUGAACUCUUUUCUCGUAAUUUCGAUUCGGAGAAGACCAAAGUGCUGGUUUCAGGACACAUCCUGAUAUAUUAUGGCCCCGACUACGACGGAUGGGGUUGCAUGAUGGUCUGGGACUGGACGACAGGAGAAAUCACGUUCAAGAUGCUCGAUCGUAUUGGGGGUGUAGCCUUUAUCUCGACUACUCUUCUUCUUUGGAUUGAACACAACGACCCAGAUACCCAAUCUCAAAUCUGUAUCCGAGAUAUUACAGAUUCUGGAUCCAUUACUCUGCGCCUCGCGUUGGAGGACGAUCCGAUCCUCUAUAUGGAACAUGGGAUCCGCCCGGCUGUCUUUUUCAUGGCCUCUACGCCUGAACGUGACACUCCAAAUCUUCCAGACGACCUCCCCUUGAGCCCAUACAUUCACGAUGAGACUGGGGAUACAAUCGUGUGCAUCUAUUCGGAGAGCAUGAACCUAUUCAAUAUCGUCCGUACAAGGGCUCUGCUAAGCCUUUACGAAGAGCAAACAUUGGCCGCCAUGUCGACUACAAGCGCCAUGGAAAAGGGAUGCGAGUCCAGUGUUAUCCCUCGAGAGGAGUGGAGCCAAGGCGUAGCGUUUCGCAUACAUUCGGAAAAAGUGCAACCCCUCGAUGCGCACUGUACGGCAAUCUCGCAAGCGCGCCUUGCUCUCCUUGGGUUCAACAGAGAGAUAUUCUUGUCGACACCGUCUCUUCAAGAGCAGGAAGAGCGAGAACAGAGGACUGAGUUUACGGAUGCUUUCGUCGCUGUCCUCGACUUUAACACCCGUCCGAUUCGGCUCGCCAACGGGAAGCGAGGAGAAAAGGAAAGUGACGAGUCUAGUCUAUUCUUGAGCUAUAUGCUCAGUAUUGAUGACGAGAAGGUCUGGCAUCGACUCGUUAUCCCCCCCAGACCGAUCUCGGAGGACCAGGAGAUCACGAUGGGCUCGAGCCAUAUUCUCACUGUACAGUUAGAUGAUUUACUCAGCAUUACCUCUUGCUCAGCUCUACCGUUCUGGACGGUGCACGAGGAUGAUGGUAUCUCUAACGACUAA
Molecule: messenger RNA, 2001 nt
Organism: Serendipita indica DSM 11827
Lineage: Eukaryota; Fungi; Basidiomycota; Agaricomycetes; Sebacinales; Serendipitaceae
Source: the annotation of a GenBank genome assembly